GGCUUCACCAACUCGUCCCUUAUUAUAUGAACAAGAAACCAAAGAUUUUAUGAACAAGCUGCAAGGUUUCAAUCAUAUUCCUCCUUUGCGUUAUCUCUCUUCAGUCUUCACUCAAAUCUUUUCUAUAUUUCAGAAAUGAAGAAGAUAGUUGUAUUCCAGUUCACAUUUUUUGAUGAAAGCAUCAAAGAGAGAGCUAAGGAAAUUGCCAGCGAGUUUCCAGGAGUUACUAAGGUGGUAGAGGUUGAAGGAGAAGAUCAGCUAGAGGUGAGGGGAGAAUUUAGUACGUUUGAAUUGACAAAGGAACUAAUGAAGAUAGAUGAAUCUGUUGAGACAAUCAAGAUUGUACCAGAUGGAGUAACGGAGCCAGAAGUCAAGAUCCAGCAGCAAGAUGAAGGCAAACCACCUACUAACAUACAAAAAACGUCUAAGUGGCCCAGUGAUGUUGCCAGUAGCUCAAAUGGGAGAGGAGGGCAAGCAUAUGAAUUUUUGGGGCAGGCAAUAGAUGUUGCUAAGCUGGCCAAAGAUAUGGGUGUUGGUGCUGCUAAGCAGGCCAAGGAUAUGGGUGUUGGUGCUGCUGGUAAGGCAAUAGGUUUAGGUAUGAAUUAUUAUCGAAAUAAAAAAGAAAAAGAGGUUAAGGCACAGCUAGAACCUAAGCUGGGAGCAGAACAAAGAAACAUUUGGGGACACCUUCCUGAAGCGCAGAAACGAGGUCUCUUUGAAGUGGAGAAACAAAAGAAGAUCAGGGAUGAGGAAGAGAGGAGGAAGAAACAAGCUGAAGAGAUAAAACAAAGGAAGAUCAGGGAGGAGAAGAUGAGAAAACAAGCUGAAGAGAUGAAACAAAAGAAGAUCAGGGAUGAGGAGAUGAGGAAACAAGCUGAACAGAUGAAACAAAAGAAGAUCAGGGAGGAGAAGAUGAGGAAACAAGCUGAAGAGAUGAAGGAAAAGAAGAUCAGGGAGGAGGAGAUGAGGAAACAAGCUGAGGAGAUGAAACAAAAGAAGAUCAGGGAGGAGAAGAUGAAAAAACAGGCUGAAGAGAUGAAACAAAAGAAGGAGGAACAAAGGAGGAAACAAGCUGAAGAGAUGGAACAAAGGAAGAUCAGGCUGGACAAGGAGAAGAGAAAGAUGAUGGAAAAAGAUUUAGCAAUUAAGAAAGAAGAGGAAAAACUAAAGAUCUGGCAGGAGAAGAUGAAGAACUCAGGAGGAACGACAUGGACAGGAACCACAGGGAGUUUGUGGGGCAACCUAUCCACACAAACAAGUGCAUGGAUGGGACUACAAACCGGAGAAACAAGUGCAUCAGCACAAGCAAGUGCAUCAACGCAAAACCAAGGUUUAACACAAAGACGAAAAGAGGAAUCACGAGGAGUUGACAAAAAAGGGAAGAACCGGCAAUAAACUAGUUAUUCUAAUUCUAAAGAAGCUGAACAGAGUUUAAGCUUUUCAUGAUAAAACGUUUCUAGUCCAUUUCAUCUUCUGAAAUAAAAUUUGUGUCCUUUGCUAUAUGAUAUUUAUCAAAUUUGACUUUCUACUGUUUUUGUUUUCCUUGACUUGAUCUUCCAAGUUUGUGGUGGUUGAGUGAUAUCUUCUUUUUUUUGGUAAAAGUAAAUGACAAAAGCUUGUGAAA
Messenger RNA from Brassica napus (rape), 1624 nucleotides. Its product is annotated as golgin subfamily A member 6-like protein 2. The coding region runs from base 136 to 1395 and encodes 419 amino acids. The record is from RefSeq and is a predicted model, not a curated record. Lineage: Eukaryota; Viridiplantae; Streptophyta; Magnoliopsida; Brassicales; Brassicaceae. The transcript has 4 exons.